GCGAGGCCCUGGUGGCCGCGGCGGCUGCCUCGGUGCGCCGGAGCCCCGGGCCCGCGCUGGCACGCCUCGAGGGCCGCGAGUUCGAGUUCCUCAUGCGGCAGCCCAGCGUCACCAUCGGCCGCAACUCGUCUCAGGGCUCCGUGGACCUGAGCAUGGGCCUGUCGAGCUUCAUCUCGCGGCGCCACCUGCAGCUCACCUUCCAGGAGCCGCACUUCUACCUGCGCUGUCUCGGCAAGAACGGCGUCUUCGUGGACGGGGCCUUCCAGCGCCGCGGCGCGCCCGCCCUGCAGCUGCCCAAACAGUGCACCCUUCGAUUCCCUAGCACGGCCAUCAAGAUCCAGUUCACGUCGCUGUACCGUCAGGAGGAGGCCCCGGCGUCUCCCCUCCGGCCCCUCUACCCGCAGAUCUCCCCCCUGAAGAUCCACAUUCCGGAGCCGGAUCUCCGCACCUUGGUCAGCCCCGUCCCCUCCCCGACCGGCACCAUCAGUGUUCCCAACUCCUGCCCUGCCAGUCCACGUGGAGCAGGGUCCUCCAGCUACCGCCUCGUCCAGAACGUGACCUCGGACCUGCAGCUGGCCGCAGAGUUCGCCGCGAAGGCCGCCUCGGAGCAGCAGGCAGACACAUCCGGAGGGGACAGCCCUAAGGACGAGUCGAAGCCGCCAUACUCCUAUGCACAGCUGAUCGUGCAGGCCAUCUCGUCCGCGCAGGACAGGCAGCUGACACUAAGUGGCAUCUACGCCCACAUCACCAAGCAUUACCCUUACUACCGGACCGCUGACAAAGGCUGGCAGAAUUCAAUCCGACACAACCUCUCUUUGAACCGCUACUUUAUUAAAGUCCCUCGUUCCCAGGAGGAGCCUGGGAAGGGGUCUUUUUGGCGAAUAGACCCUGCCUCAGAAGCGAAGCUUGUGGAACAGGCAUUCCGGAAACGGAGGCAGAGGGGCGUCUCCUGCUUCCGCACCCCCUUUGGGCCGCUGUCGUCCAGGAGUGCCCCUGCCUCACCCACCCACCCUGGGCUCAUGUCCCCUCGCUCCAGUGGCCUGCAGACCCCAGAGUGCCUGUCUCGAGAGGGCUCGCCCAUUCCGCAUGACCCCGACUUCGGGUCCAAGUUAGCCUCCGUCCCAGAGUAUCGGUACUCCCAGAGUGCACCCGGCUCCCCCGUCAGUGCCCAGCCGGUGAUCAUGGCCGUGCCUCCCCGACCGCCCAGCCUGGUGGCCAAGCCUGUCGCCUACAUGCCGGCGUCCAUCGUGACGGCGCAGCCGCCCUCCGGCCACGCCAUCCACGUCGUGCAGCAGGCCCCCCCCGUCACCAUGCUCAGGGUAGUCACCACGUCCGCCAGCUCCGCCAACGGGUACAUCCUCACCAGCCAGGCCUCGACAGGCAGCGCCCCUGAAGCAGCAGGCACAGCCGUGCUGGACCUGGGCAGCGAGGCCAGAGGCCUGGAAGAGAAGCCCACCAUCGCGUUCGCCACCAUCCCCGCUGCGAGCCGCGUCAUCCAGACAGUAGCCAGUCAGAUGGCGCCAGGGGUCCCCGGCCACACGGUCACCAUCCUGCAGCCAGCCACUCCGGUGACCAUCGGGCAGCACCACCUUCCGGUCCGGGCCGUCGCUCAGAACGGGAAGCACGCGGUCCCCACCAACAGCUUACCCAGCAGCACUUACGCCCUCACCAGCCCCCUGCAGCUCCUGGCAGCCCAGGCGAGUUCGUCCACGCCGGUGGUGGUCACGCGCGUGCGCGAGGUGGGGCCCGACGAGCCGGCGGCCGCCCCUGCCACC
Molecule: messenger RNA, 1775 nt
Organism: Suricata suricatta (meerkat)
Lineage: Eukaryota; Metazoa; Chordata; Mammalia; Carnivora; Herpestidae
Gene: FOXK1
Product: forkhead box K1
Exons: 9
Biological process (GO): regulation of transcription by RNA polymerase II
Molecular function (GO): protein binding; RNA polymerase II cis-regulatory region sequence-specific DNA binding; DNA-binding transcription factor activity, RNA polymerase II-specific
Source: RefSeq, a predicted model, not a curated record